ACGAGGGCAGAAACAGGGGAACAGGACGAAAGGGAAUAAGGAGGGGAAGAGAAGAAGGGUUGAGAGAGAAGAGGAGGAAGAGCGAGGGGAAGGAGGAGGAGGAGAAGGUAGACGAGGAGAAGGAGGAGUAAAAGGAGGAGGAGGGAAAAGAAGUUGGGAAGGAGAAGGCGAGAGUAGUCGAGUUAGUAUUCCGAGACAUGUGCCAAGUGACAUAACGACGGCGCUCUGUAUGUGCCACGGAUUUAGCCAUGCAAUAACCGUGGCUCUCAUGCAACACUUGUCCUCACGCCCACGCCCCCUCGGCUGCAUGACGGAGGAGACGGGGUGAAGGCGGCUACCUCAGAGCUCACCAGUUGAACGCGGGUCAUCGAUCAAGGAGGUUGGUUGCGAGCUGGCCGGCGGGUUGCCUGACGCCCCCCCACAACACAGCACCGUGGCUGCCAACUCAGCCCCCGUGGCGGCCUACCCGCCCGCCCCAGACAUGUCGCACAUGUCCGCCUACUAUAACAGCUACCCCGACUACCGGCCGCCCCACCCGCCCGACGAAUACCCGGGCGCGCCGGGCGGCCAGGGAGGCGGCGGGGGCGGCGGGGGGCACUGCGGCCAGGAGUACGACCCCCGCAUGCCCCCCACACACCCGUACUACACUCAGCAAGGCUACCCGCGCUACCCGCCCUACGACAGACUCAUGAACAAUUACUACAACGCGCAAACACCUCAGCACCCACAGACUCCACACGGCAUGCAACCGCACGACGCCCACGACUACCGCGACCCCUCGCCCGCGGCGCCCACGUGCAUGGGCCAGCAAGCGUCCCCGCCCGUGCAGCAGUACUCCUCCUGCAAGAUGGCGGGGCAGCAGCAGGGUCCGCCGCAGCAACCACAGCAGCAGCCGGGCAUGGAUCCGUCCGGAGGUCCUCCUCAAGACACAGCCCACCACAUGGCCGCGCAGGAACAUGGCCAGGGAUGGCCAACUCAGCAGCCGCAACAACAAAAUACCCAAGCCGCCCUCCCUUCACCGCUCUACCCGUGGAUGAGAAGUCAGUUCGAGAGGAAGCGUGGACGACAGACCUACACGCGGUACCAGACCCUCGAGCUGGAGAAGGAGUUCCACUUCAACCGCUACCUGACGCGCCGACGGAGGAUAGAGAUCGCCCACGCCCUCUGCCUCACCGAACGACAGAUCAAAAUCUGGUUCCAGAACCGCCGCAUGAAGUGGAAGAAGGAGAACAAAACCAAAGGAGUGGAAAACGGCAACUCUCUCUCAGAAACCCCUACCCCCACCUCCCCCACCCAGUGACCUCCGAGCUGCGGGUCGGUUGCCAAAUAUUGACCUAGGGUGUGCAAAAGUGCCAGUGCAGAGUGUGUGACCCAUUUUAUACUGGAUAAUUAAGUGCUAUUUUACAUAGUCUACGUGUAUGUGCUCCGUAUGUACAGUGCAUCUCCAAAAAAGAAAAAAAAAUAUUGGCAAGUGUUUUGAAUAUACCAGUGACUACAUGUAUAAGCCAGGAUGACGUCAGCGAAGGCGCCAUAGUGUAAAGUGUAUUCUGUGUAUUAUUGGUGUUCAAGCCGGGAAACAGCCUACCAGUGCCAGUACCACAUAGGGGCUUCGGGAGCCGGGUGAAGCAGUGACGUGGCAGUCUCCUAUUGGUGUAAGCUUUAUGCAUUAGCAGUAACGUAAAGAAAAAAGAAAAACGUAAAAAAAAAAAAAGUUCCCAAAGCUACGUUGCCACCUAACGACAUUACGUCAACAGCGAAGACUACAAUCAUUCCAAGAACCAGAUGAGUAGCCGUUUUCUGUCAUCUGUCAUGUCAUCCAUCACUUGACAAGCUACCUUGACCCCCAACCCCCCGAGUCCCCAACAACCAUGUCAGGCGCCAGUCCCCCCCUCGCCAACCAAAACUAAAACCACACAGGAGAGUCUAGCUGUUUAAACCUGAUCUAAUGUUUCCAGUUGCUUCUCCUACUCUGGUAUUGUAUAAAAUAAGAGUUUCGAUACAAAAUUGAUGUUUCCCACUAGGAAAAACCCAGUAUAUAUAAUAUAUGCUAGAUUGUAGCGGGAGGCGAAACUAAACUAGGUGUUAUUGAGUACUACUAGUAUACCACACAGGUUACAAAGGAUAAUCAGAAGUGAUCAGCAGUAAUGGUAUCUCUUCCGAAGUGAUCUCUGUACACAGAGGACCAGCUAUGUAGAUGGUUCUGUCCAAAAGAUGGUUCGACAAUAGAGAUGGUUUCCCCCAAGGAGAGAGGGCUCCCUUUCGUAUAUAGUUGAGCCAUCAUUAUUUUUUUUUUUCUCCUUUUUUAUCAACGAUCAAGUUCUCCUUGAUGCAACUGGUCCUUCAAAUGAUUAUUCUACCUAAGAGGAAGAGGGCUUCGAGGUGCACCCACUGACCGUUCCCCUCGAUGUCCAACCACGCCCUUGCGGGACAUAAGCGUUCAGUCAGUGUAUCCUUUGGAGUCUUUCCCCCUUCCUCGUUCAAAGAUGGUUCCAUGUUCGCAGAUGGUCCGCUUACAGAGAUGGUCCCUCAUACCACCCCCUCCCCUUACCAGAUGGUCGCUCUCCGGAAGGAAUAGUUGUAUGGGCAAAAACAUAAGAAAGAAAAUGAAAAAAAAAAAAAACACGCGAGAAAUAAGUAUGAAUAGAUAACAACCUGAAACCAGUCCAUAUCACAAAGUAUCCACAUCUUAUGCUCAAUAAAUACUUCGUAAAUUUUCUCUCUCUCUUUUAUAUAUAUAUAUAUAAUUUAUUUUUCUUAGAUUUUUUUUUUAAGGUUUGUUUUCCAUUUUCUAUUUAUUUACUUGCUCUUUGAAGUCAUAUAUUUUCUCUAUCUCUCUUUUUUUUCGGGAAUAUAUUGAUUUCAUCUGGGGGUACAUGCGUUGAUCCGCCACCACAAACAGAAGGAAAUGUUGCCCAUAUAAUGCUAUUCUGCUGAACGUGUGUUGCAUGUUGAAAGACGGGUAAUGGAACAAGAAGACGAUGAUAAUAAGCAAACUAAAAAAAAAAAAAAAAAAUAACCAAAAAAAAAACACACCAUAAAAUAAAAUAAAAUAAAAAAUAGUUUAAAAAAGGCUCAUCUAUGGAAGGUUUUGUAGGAGAAAGACCUUGGCUCGGUCUUGGUGGGGUCCCUGUGCUUGUAUUCACGGGAAUGGAACGGGACCAAAGCAAUCAAAAUGAUGAUAACAAUAAAAACGAAGGUUGUGGAAGAAAAAAAGGAUAAGAAAAAAAAAAAGAAAAAGAAAAAGUGGAUCUUCAUCUCAUGAUUUUUCGAUUUCAUUAUUCUUGAUCAUUUCAUUCUCUCUCUCAUUCGUUGUGGACGUGAUGAGUAGUCCUUUUUAAGUCACCCUUUGAAAUGUAUCCAUAUUUAUAAAACGUCAUGCUCAUCCGCCAUGUUCAUCUGCCAUCUCCUCUUCCUUCUCCCCCCCCAUUCCGCAUCCUCACCUUCCUUCUCUUCUUAUUCGUCUUAUUCUCUUUUCUUUCUCCGCCUUUUUCUUCCUCUUCCCUCGUCCUCUCCCCGCUUCCUAUCCCUCCAUCUUCUUCCUGCUCUUCUUUCUCAUCUUUUUCUUCUUCCUCAUCUUUUUCUUCUUCCUCAUCUUUUUCUUCUUCCUGCUCUUCUUCCUCAUCUUUUACCUCAGAAAACACCUCGUCUUCCUCUACCUAUUCCUCUUCUUCCUCCUCUUUCAUUAUUACCAGUUUCUACCCCUCCCCCCUCCUCCUUUCUCACCAUUGCCACUUCUUUUUCUCCCUACUUCCUCCCCCUCUUUUCCUCCUCCUCCUCCUCCUCCUUCUUCUUCUUACUUUUCUUUUUCUCUUUUUUCUUCUUCUUCAUUUUCUUCUUUUUCUUCUCCUCCUGCUCCUCCACCUCCUCCUCCCACCCACCCUCCCUCCCACCCUCCAUCACCCCCCCACACCAAAACAACUAUUCAGCAUCCAUCCAUUUUUCUUUCGAAAUUCACUUUCUUAAUUUUUAGAAGAAUAAUAUAAUAUAUAUAUACUUACGUAUACUCGAAACCUGUACCUUCCAGAGCUGAGUCUUCAUAAUUUAUGUAGUUAGAGCGUAGUUUUGAAACCUUGGCCGGGUCUGUGGUUAUGACGUCUUUGCGGUUCUUGAGUAAAGAGAGAGAGUCGAGAUUUCUGACGUGUCAUUUGGGAGCAGAAAGUGGAUUUUUGAUUGACGUUUCGACUGAGUAAAGUAAUUAAUUUUUUGUUUCCUUUCUUUCUUUUAUUAUUAUUAUUAUUAUUUUUUUAUUAUUAUUAUUAUUUUCAUUAGCAUUAUUAUUGUUAGUAUUAUUCUUAUCAUCGUCGUUAUUAUAAUCAUUAUUAUUGUUAUUAUUCUUUUUCUUAUCUAUUUCUUUGUUCGUUCAUAUGAUUGGCUUCAUCACUUAUAUCUGCAGAAUAUAUUAAAAGAAACUUAAAUCUUUCUUGAAUACACAUUUAUCUAUUUUCUCACUUCUUCAUUCACAUCAAUUUUCUUUCUCCCAAAUGAUGCUAAAGAAAUCUCCCGAGAUCGGAAUCAGAAGGACAUACGAAAACAGAGGGAAUAUAAUGAAAUAAGAAAAUGAAAAAAAAAGAUCAAUUUAUUUUUUCGUUACUUAAAAAAAAAAGGGAGAAUAGAUCUCUUCGCUGCUAAUGGAGGUUGUCCGUCUCUUCAGCAUCCCUUUCGAAUCCUCAAGGAAAGAACCAAAAAGAAAUAGAUAAUAAUAAAAAAGAAGGAUUGGCAACUGUAUCUCACAGAGUUAACGUAUUAAGACUUAAUAUUAAAAAAAAAAAAGUAAAAAAAAAAGUAUGUAAAUAAUUAAGGUUGUAAUAUUCUUUUUUUUUUGGUCUUUUUAUAAGAAGAAGACACAAAAAAGAACCCAAAAUAAAAAUAUGUUUAGGCUUUACUGUGCAUGAGGUGUAUAGGGCAGUUUCCCCACUUAAGAACACGAGGAGGUUAUGUUUAUAUUCUUUAAAUGCACAGAGUAUUUUCAAACGGGUGUUAGGUCCGUGCAAUAGACGAGUUUUCCCCCCUCCCCUUUCUCUCUCUAUCUGUCUAUCUCUUUUAAUUAAGUAUACUAUUGAGGCAGAGUAACUUAGGAUUAUUUUAGGGAAGUCCAGAUACGUGUUUUAAUUAUUAUUAUUAUUAUUAUUGUUUUUUUUAUUAUCAUUAUUAUUAUUAUUGAUAAUUACCAUCAUUAUUAUCAUGAUAAUUUUCACUGUCAUAUUCUCUCUCUCUCUCUCUCUCUCUCUCUCUCUCUCUCUCUCUCUCUCUCUCUCUCUCUCUCUCUCUCUCUCUCUCUCUCUCUCUCUCCUUCCCUCGUUUUGUACCAUAAUAUUCCUUUCCUCCUUUUCCCAUCUAUCCCUAUCUACGUAACGUUAUUAAGAGAAAAGGAAGAGAAUCUGUUAAUAAUUCUCCUGGGUUGUUCUGCCAAAAUCUCCAAGGAAAAUGUCCCCAGAAACACCAGAUCCUUUUUGGAGAAUUUUUCGUAAAUUAGUGAGGUCUGCAGUGAAGAGAAAUCGCAGGCCUAGUCCGACUACCAUUGGCUUAUACAAACAACUACAGAUAGUUAAGGAUGAAGAUAACAAAAGAAAAUAUAUAUAAAAAAAACAAUUCUACACAAACCAUAAGAGAUAAUAAUAAGAAAAUAAAAGACUCUUUUUGCAUAUAUAUAUUUUUGCUAAGUGAAGCAUCCCUCCUGAUUUCAUAAAUACAGGAGUUAAUUUUGUGGGAAAAAAAAAUUACUUUUUAGACAAACGCAGGGAAGUAACUCUGGAUAGUUUCUUGCCUAUAUAUACUGACACACAAACACACACUGUAGUUUUUUGAACCUUAAAAUAAUAAAAAAAAACAGUAUAUAGACUUUUGUUUGUAUAUCAAUUGGUAGAAUGACUAACCUUGAUGUUUUACUGUAGUGAAUGUGUUGAACUUGAAGAAGAUUUUCAAGAAGAAGAAAUUAGAAAGAAGAUUAAAAAAAAUAAGAGAAACGGAGAGUAUGACAGAAGUGUAUUCAGGGAUUCGUUGCAUGAGCGGUAUUAUCAUGCUUGCACAUGUGUUGCAAGACUGACCUUAAUGGCCUGGGCGUUUUGAGUCCUGUACUGUUUUUUUUUUCUUUUGUUUCUUUCUUCAUCUCUCUCAUUCGUUCUGUCUUUUUUUCGGAUUGGUUAUUAUCAUACAUUUCUCCUUUUAAGAAUAUUUAUUUUCAUCGAUUUAAUAUUCAAAGACAAAAUGGUGAUAAAAAUAAGCAAAACAAUUUCAGAUCGUUCCUUUUAUAUGUCUAUCAGGAAAUUUCGUUUCUCUUCUUCCAUUAUCUAUUCGUAAAUAUAUCACGAGGAAGAUAUUAUAAUCAGUCACUCAUUUAGACCAUCUAUUCAUUACGCUUAUCAAGGUCUUCAUUCAAUAAGUAUUUCUUUGAUAUCCCAAUCCUCUCUUUACUUUCAUAUUAUCAGAGCCAAUCAACAAAGUUCCAGAUUUUGAUAAUGUCAUUAAAUACCCAUAUCAUUUACAAAACGACCUCAGACCAUUAAACAUAUUGUAUACGGACCGAAAGUGUGUCUUUGUCAACUCUCGUAUGUAAGUAAUGGAACGCUAAUGUUAAUCUUAAUAUUGUAAAAACAAACAAACAAGCAAACAAACAAACACACGAACAAACUAUUUCUCACUUCUGUCUCCAUAUGUAUUCAUCUUGGUAAAGUAGCAUUUAGCGAGUGAUUCUUACAUCCCUCGUAUAGUAUUUUUUGUGGAGAUGUUGUAAGUAAGGUCUAAAUGUUAGUGUAUUUACAGUUUGAGAGCGAGCAUUAUCAUCAUAAUUAUUAUGAUUAUUGUUUUUUAUUUUUAUUAUUAUUUUUUCCCGAAGUGAACUGGGAAAUUAAGACCCUUAAUGCAAUCAGAUGAAUGACAGCCAGCACGGUGGAUUGUAACGGAAAAAAAGUAUACCCGUGGGAACAUUAUUUUAUAAACAUAAAGCUUGUGACUAGUAUUUUCUUUGUCUCUCUCUCUCUCUCUUUCUCUCUUUUUUUUUCUCUUACUGUUUUGCCUCCUGAUUAUCAUUUCAGUAUUUUUUUUUUCAUGUAUACGUAUAUGUAAUUCACCUUCUGUUUCGGUGAUAUGUGAUGAUUACGUUAUUUUAAUUCAAUUUAAUUAUCAUUUUAAUGUAGUUUCUAUUUCACGAUGUCUCUCUCGUCGUCUUUAUUUUUUAGUCUUAUGUUUGUUUUCUUCCUUAUCUUGAAGAUAUUUUUUCGGGUUAUUCCCCUAAUUAGUAAUAUCGAACAACUCAGUGUUCUUUUCUCAACUCCGUGUAUACGAGCCAUGUAUACUAUACUUACCUUACCCAACCAACGAACGCCUGUAGCAGUGUAUUGACAUGUGUAGUGUUAUAGACGUAUGACAGAAAUUUAGGUUUAAUCAAAGCCUAGAGUAUUAAACAACAGUCGGGUAUCUUCAUAAACAUACUGGACAAAAUGUUUAUUGUUACAGAAUCUAUGGUAUACCCAAUGUUGCUUGGUCAACUCAUUAGUUCUUAAGUAUAUCAAACAAACCUUGUACUUGGUGAAAAUAUCGAAGACUUUCAACUCUUUUCAUUUCCUCCUUAAGUUUCAUUUCUCUCAAGAAAUGUUCUAUUUAAUUUAUUCAUUCUCAUGAUUAAGAUGUAUUCCUACAUGUAUCCAAUAUAAGAUAGUAAACUUAAAGUACAUACGGACUGUAUCCAUAUUACGACAGUUGAACCUGAUGAUUAUAUUGUGAAACAGCCGAUUUCUUGAAUUUAGUGGAGCAAUUGUGUUGUAUCAUGAUGAUAGUUUUAAUAUUCAUAGGUGUUCUAUAUUUUGUAAUCAUGUAUACAAAUGUGAGGAAAAAAAUAUACGUAACUCCAUACCAGGCAGUAUCUGAACCAAAUAGAAGCUUGUAAUUAUUGCAUAGCGCUUUCUGGCUUUCUUAACAAUGUAUUUUUUAUGACAUCCUUUGCAUUAGUUGUUAUUGAACAUAUGUAUCCAGGGGUAAGUAGGGUCUUACCUUCAGUGUGCAUAAGGCCGCUUACCGAACCUCUUACCCCACCCCCCCUUCCUCCUCCUCCUCCCCCUCACUCUACCCCAAUUCUCUUCCUCCCUCUCCUCUCCUCUCUUCGUCAUUGAUGUAAGAGUAAUGAUGUAAUUAAUUGCAUUGUUUGGCACUUUGUAAAACUGCAACAUGAGUCUUGCAAUAACAACGGAUGCAUCGUAACUUAUUUCGAAUCAUAAUUAUUAAUGUACAUUUUACACAUUCAAAAUGCCACGGCAGCUUUUCUUUGAAUUUACUAGUAAAGUUAUAUAGAUUUUUGUUUUCCCCCUUUUUUUUUCUCUAGAUAUAAUUUCAAUGUUUUUUUUUUUUUUUUUUUUUUUUUUUUUUUUUUUGUCAUUUAUUUUGUCCUAUUUUUUUUUUUUUUUUUUUUUAAUAUAUAGAAGGCAAUAGUUUGUCAAUGUAGACCAGAUUGUGAUUUCCUAGAAGAAACGGAGGCAGGCGACUUCCCUGGACUGGGCGAGGCUAAAAUCGAGAAAGAUUUUCAAGAACAACUAUCUUUAGAAAGUGGUUUUUGAAGAUCUCUGAUUUUGGCGACAUAAAAAAAAAAAAAAAAAAAAAAACUACCUCUGAACAACUACCCCCCCCCCCCUUUUUCCUUUUCCUCCCUCUCCAUCCCCAGUAAAUAAAUAAAUGAAAGGAAUUUAUCAUCUGUAUCAUGUCUGUCUCUCAUCUAUUUUUUGAGUGUCCAAAAAUAUAACUGAUAAAGAUCUCGUGAAGAAAUUAUUCUUGAUAUUUAUAUAGUAAUCACAUACCUCCCCCCCCUCUCCCGCCUUCUAAACAAUAACCCCUUCUUUCUACCCCCCCCCCCCCCCCACCGUCCCCCGAUAUGCAUUUUUAUAUCUAUUCCAACUGCCUCAAUUUAGGGAAGUCCUGACCUGUAUAUUCUUGUUUUUUUUUGUGUUUUAAAUUCAUUGGUGAUUUUUUUUAUAACAUGUAAAACCUCGCUUACUCCUGUAUGUAAAUAUUCUUUUCAAUUACAGCAGAAGCUAUGAUGAUAAACAAAACAAAACAAAAAAAAAGCAUAAAAAAAUGUUCAUGUCUCGGAGAUAAAAAAAAAAAAGUUUUAGAUAUUUCCUAUCAGCUGAAGUACUGAGGACUGGACGAAUAAUAUUUGUUUAUGUUUGUGUGCCACUCCACAUGUGUCUGUACAUAGAGAACAACUUCGCAAUACAAACUUUACUGAAU
This is a messenger RNA of Penaeus indicus, 9216 nucleotides long. Its product is annotated as homeotic protein ultrabithorax-like. Gene Ontology annotation, molecular function: DNA-binding transcription factor activity, RNA polymerase II-specific; RNA polymerase II cis-regulatory region sequence-specific DNA binding. Gene Ontology annotation, biological process: negative regulation of transcription by RNA polymerase II; anterior/posterior pattern specification. Lineage: Eukaryota; Metazoa; Arthropoda; Malacostraca; Decapoda; Penaeidae. The transcript is spliced from 3 exons. Gene Ontology annotation, cellular component: nucleus. The coding region runs from base 482 to 1300 and encodes 272 amino acids. The record is from RefSeq and is a predicted model, not a curated record.